This is a messenger RNA of Acanthocheilonema viteae, 1611 nucleotides long. The record is from the annotation of a GenBank genome assembly. Lineage: Eukaryota; Metazoa; Nematoda; Chromadorea; Rhabditida; Onchocercidae.
AUGGAAACAAUUUUUGGCAAUGCAUUGGUUAUCGCUGCUUAUAAACUUGAACGAAAUAUCAGCAAGCAGGUAAGCAAUCGUUUCAUAGUAUCAUUGGCUAUUUCAGACCUAAUUAUUGGUAUUGAAGGUUAUCCACUAUUUACUUUAUAUGUUUUGAAUGGUGACCGUUGGCCGCUUGGAUGGAUAGCAUGUGAAACAUGGCUUUUCCUUGAUUAUACACUUUGCCUUGUAUCAAUACUAACGGUGCUGUUGAUAACAGCUGACCGUUAUUUAUCUGUUUGUCAUACCGCGUCAUAUAUUAAGUGGCAGUCACCAGCAAAAGCUCAAAUAAUAAUUAUCUGCUCCUGGCUUAUUCCUGCUCUUAUAUUUGGUAUUAUGAUUUAUGGCUGGUCAUUGGUGUCCGAUACGACAACCGGACUUAUCAAUGGUGAAUGUGUCGCUCCGUUUCUCACCAAUCCAUAUGUUAAUAUGGGUUUGUAUGUGGUUUAUUAUUGGACGACACUGAUUGCAAUGCUCAUUCUUUACAAAGGGAUCCACAAAGUUACUAAAAAACUUGAAAAAAAAGCCCAUGAUAAAGAUCGACGUCAGUUAGCUCUGUUAUUCAGUCAGCGAGUAGGAACACAGGUUGGUCUUGAACUGAUGCUUUCGCAACCACAUAAUGAAGACGAUGAUAUUGCUAAGGAAAACGACCAGAUUGCGGAAGGUGCCGCAAAAGACACUGAUUAUCGUACAUUCACGACAAAUAUUAUAGCAAGUUACUUAAUAACAUUAUUGCAGUAUACACUCCAGAUAAAAAAUAUUGCUAACUUAAGCAUAGCAAUGAGCAAUGAGAGUGCUGAGACAAUAGCUUUCACAAGCGAUUCUGGUAUUCAUCAUGUUUGCGCUCAUACACUGACUAUUUCCUUGGAUGAUGCCGACGAACAUUUCAAUCAGAAUUGCACUGCUCUUCAUUCAUUAUAUAGUCCCAUCGCAAAUGCAAGGCUAAAAACACUUAUCAUUAAAAGAUUUCCAAUAAAAUGGAUAUCACAAAUCAAGAAUCAAGUGAAGAGAAAUUUACUCAGUUCCAAAUCUUGCUCAUCACUUUCGACCACAUCGUCGAUGGAAAUUUUAAAUUCAAAAGUGCUGGAAACUCAACCUUCUGAGAUAAAAAUCUCAUCUGUGAGCCGACACGGAAGUACUUCCAAAAAUGAGAGCAGUGCGAAGCAAAGUUUUCUGAGUUCAACGACCUUUAGUACUGAAAGAUCAUCACGUAAAUUUUCAUCUUUUUCGAAUUUGAAUAUUAAAAGAGAUAAUGUUUUGCACUUUUUUUCACCCUUGACUUUACUUCAACGAAAACGUAAGAAAACGAAAGCUGAACGAAGAGCACAUAAAGCAUUCAGGACAAUUACAUUCAUUGUUGGGUGUUUUACCAUGUUGUGGUCACCCUAUUACGUCGUGGCAACGGUGUAUGGAUUUUGUCGGCACUGUAUACCACCACUACUGUAUACGCUCACUUAUUACAUGUGCUAUCUUAAUUCAAGUAGCAAUCCUUUCGCUUACGCUUUGGCUAACCGCCAAUUCCGUGUCGCCUUCUUGCGAAUGUUGCGCGGAGACUUCAAUAAAAAUUCUUAA